CUGUGUAUUAUGACGUCAGGUGACGGAGUUCUUGAAAGCGCCGUCUGGAGACAGAGCUAGCCCGGAGCGGCCGGCAGUAUACAUGAAGCUUCAGUGUCAUACCUGAUAUGACAGACCCGGACGUCCUCACUGAAGUCCCAGCGGCUCUGAAGCGCCUUGCCAAGUAUGUGGUGCGUGGUUUUUAUGGCAUUGAACAUGCUUUGGCUCUGGACAUCCUCAUCCGGAAUCCCUGCGUAAAGGAGGAGGACAUGUUGGAGCUGCUGAAGUUUGAUCGGAAGCAACUGCGGGCAGUUCUUAACACCCUCAAGGGGGACAAGUUCAUCAAAUGCAGGAUGAGAGUGGAGACAGCUCCGGAUGGCAAAACCACCCGGCACAACUACUACUUCAUCAAUUAUCGCCUGCUGGUCAAUGUGGUGAAGUACAAGCUGGACCACAUGAGGAGGAGGAUUGAGACGGACGAGAGAGAUUCCACCAAUCGUGCCUCCUUCAAAUGUCCUAUUUGUUUCAGCACCUUCACAGACUUGGAGGCCAAUCAGCUGUUUGAUCCCAUGACAGGAACCUUCCGCUGUACGUUCUGUCAGAAUGAAGUGGAAGAGGAUGAGUCGGCGAUGCCCAAAAAGGAUGCACGGACUCUUGUGGCAAGGUUUAACGAGCAGAUUGAGCCCAUCUACGCACUGCUACGAGAGACAGAGGACGUUAACUUGGCCUAUGAAAUCCUUGAGCCAGAACCCACAGAGAUUCCUGCACUGAAACAGAGCAAAGAACGUGCUGCUGCUGCUGCUGCUGCAGGGGCAGCUGGCCUAGCAGGUGGAUACCAUCGGGAAGCAUGGACAACAAAAGGGCCAUCAUACGAGGACUUGUACACCCAGAAUGUCGUCAUCAGCAUGGAAGACCAGGAGGAUCUUAAUCGGUCAACAAAUGAAGGGAAGCCAACCAGAGAGAGGCCAAUUUGGCUGCGGGAAAGUACAGUGCAGGGGGCUUAUGACCCAGAUGAGAUCAAAGAUGGUGGUCAAGAUAUGGAUGCGUUUCAGGAACGUGGGGAAGGCCGCGCGACUCUGGACGAUAACGAGGAGGUGAUGCGUGCCCUGCUUAUCCAUGAGAAGAAAACCCCCUCUGUCUCUGCAGCUGGUGUCGGGGGGGCUGCUCCCUUAGCCAGCGGCAAUGCCAGCGACUCUGAGAGCGAUACCAGUGAAUCAGAGGAGGAAUCUCCACCCCGCCUGCCUGCUGCCACAGCUACACUCUAUGGCCUCGAGGAUGAAGAGGAUGAGGAGGAAUUUGAAGUGGUGGCAGAGGACCCCACUGUCAUGGUGGCCGGACGUCCGUUCUCUUACAGUCAAGUGAGCCAGCGGCCUGAGCUGGUGGCCCAAAUGACCCCAGAGGAGAAGGAACUUUAUAUAGCCAUGGGGCAGCGUAUGUUUGAGGAUAUGUUUGAUUAACCCUUUCCCGCCACGACAGCUUUUAAAGGUGAAUUUUAACAGGAGACUCCCUAGUGAAACAAAAGACUGAACUGCAUCUCUCCCUUCCCUACAGUCUGUCAUGCAGGGGCUUGGGGCUUAGAACUGCUCCCUGACUAAAGGAACUGCUGAUCUUGGGCAUCCCACACAAUGGGGGGUGGGGGGCUAAAACUAACUGGGUGUGCCAAAAGGGGAGGGAGCAAAGGUGGGUGGUGGAGCAUGUGGAUAUUUUUUAAUCAGGACAGAAAGCUUGCAAGGUGAAGCUCCACUUCAGGGUUGCCCUCACUUGCUGCUGCUUUAGCCCAACAGCCUCCUUUCGCCUGAGGUUUAUUCUUUUUAUAGAAGGCCAGGGAACAGAUUCUGACGCAGUCCAGCUCCCUCCUCGCGGAGGACUUGGGUGCUCUGUGGUCUGAUCAGGCCUUGCUCCUCAGUGUUACAGAACAGGAGAGUGCAAGUGACACUGAGGGUCUGUGCGUUGGAUGCCGAGACAGGCUGUAGAUGCAGUUGCAUGUGGACAUGGUGCCUGAGCAGGGUUGGGCUGUAGUACCGGGCACAAUGAGGUUGUCGCUAACCCAUUGCAGAUGACUGCAGUGCACAGGGAUUUUUAUUUCUAAACAACCAUGUGAGCAGAUACCAUACUUGCUCCCUGUCCUCCUCGGUCUUCCUACAGGUCUCUAGCUAAACCUCUCAAUAGGGUUUGUAGCCCAAGCUUGCUCAGACUGAACUAUGUUGCUUAGAUUCAACCAUGUAUUUUGCCCAAGUUGUGUUUGAGAUUCUUUUCCAACACGGUUAGGAGCCCUGGAGUGGACAGCUGAUGGUGUUCGUUGUAACUGAGGAUGUAAAUGGGAGGCUGCUUUCUGAU
Messenger RNA from Terrapene triunguis (Three-toed box turtle), 2316 nucleotides. It is a transcript of the gene GTF2E1, whose product is annotated as general transcription factor IIE subunit 1. Gene Ontology annotation, biological process: transcription initiation at RNA polymerase II promoter; transcription open complex formation at RNA polymerase II promoter. The transcript has 5 exons. Lineage: Eukaryota; Metazoa; Chordata; Testudines; Emydidae. The record is from RefSeq and is a predicted model, not a curated record. Gene Ontology annotation, cellular component: transcription factor TFIIE complex. Bases 108 to 1436 code for a protein of 442 amino acids.